GGCGGCGGCCGCAACUUGGCGGGCCAGAUGCCCCAGGGCGCGGCGGCGCUGCUGCUGCCUGCCUGCCGCGGCCGCCCCUGCGGGCCCGGGGCGCGUCUCCUUGGGCGGCGCUGGCCGCGGCGCGGCGCGUGCAGCGAGCGAGUGAAGGUAUGUGUGGCGGGCGCGGCUGCAGCCGGCGCCAGCGCGCGGGCAGGUCCUAAUGCCUGUCACUUCCCAGGACGUUGGCAGCGGCAGCCCGGAGCCCCCGAGCCCUGGGCAGGUUCGCCUGUCCUUCCCGGCCAUCUGAUUGGAUAGAGUGGGGGCUCGACGGUGGCCGGCGUGGGACAGUCUGGCUGUGGCAGGGGUCUCGGAAACCAUGGGUUAUUGCAGUGGCAGGUGCACGCUUAUCUUUAUCUGUGGCAUGCAACUGGUUUGUGUGCUGGAGAGGCAAAUAUUUGAUUUCCUUGGAUAUCAGUGGGCACCUAUCCUGGCAAAUUUUGUACAUAUUAUCAUCGUCAUCCUUGGUUUGUUUGGGACUAUUCAGUAUAGACCUCGUUACAUUACGGGAUAUGCUGUCUGGCUAGUCCUCUGGGUGACGUGGAAUGUGUUUGUUAUCUGCUUCUAUUUGGAGGCGGGGGAUCUCUCAAAGGAAACAGACCUUAUCCUGACAUUUAAUAUUUCAAUGCACCGAUCUUGGUGGAUGGAGAAUGGACCAGGAUGUAUGGUGACAUCUGUGACACCCGCCCCAGACUGGGCCCCAGAAGACCAUCGAUACAUCACUGUCUCAGGGUGUUUUCUGGAUUACCAAUACAUAGAAGUGGCUCAUAGUUCCCUCCAGAUCAUCCUCGCACUGGCGGGCUUCAUCUACGCCUGUUACGUUGUGAAAUGCAUAACUGAAGAAGAAGACAGCUUUGACUUCAUAGGUGGCUUUGAUUCUUAUGGAUAUCAAGGGCCUCAGAAGACAUCUCACUUACAACUACAACCAAUGUACAUGUCAAAAUAACACAGAUGACUUCUGUCUGUCAGUCCAUGGACUUCUCAAAUGACUUGUGCAGUGGUCUCCUGCCUUUUAUGAAGAGAAAGAAGCAAAUGAGUUUAAACACACACACAUACACACACACACACACAC
Molecule: messenger RNA, 1108 nt
Organism: Phodopus roborovskii (desert hamster)
Lineage: Eukaryota; Metazoa; Chordata; Mammalia; Rodentia; Cricetidae
Gene: Nkain2
Product: sodium/potassium transporting ATPase interacting 2
Exons: 7
Coding region: 356-982 (208 amino acids)
Biological process (GO): regulation of sodium ion transport
Source: RefSeq, a predicted model, not a curated record